AUGCUGGUAGCGGUGACGUCACAUCCGGCGAAGCCCAAGCCGCUGCCCUCGUCGACGUCAUCAUCGUCGGCGACGCCGCAAUCGCCGCCGGUGACGCCGCGAAGCCUCCGAGCGAACGUUGGAGUCGUGGCUCGUCGCCAACCGACGCAUCUCCCACCUUCCCCCAAAGCCAAUCGUUCGAAUCGCAUCGCGAAGCCGACAGUCGCGACAGCGACAACGACGAAUCUGAAUUCCUCGGUGCCGUCGUCGCCGACGUCGCCGGGCGUUACGCGAUUCCGCGUCAAUGGAAAAGUGGUCCGAGUGGCGGCGAUGCGCCAUUCGGCCUACUGUGAGUAGUCAUGAGGGUUGAUGAAACGCGACUUGACAGUUUUCACGUACUCCAAACAUAUGCCCUCGUCUUUGAUUGGCCCUUCAAGGCUUCUUUGGAAAAGUAAAAAAGACUGUCUGACUUUUCUGCGCUCUCUUCUCUCUCUUCUCCCUCGUAAAGUCCGACUUGACAGUUUGUCUGCGUCUCUCUGUUCCCUCACGCCAGAAAAACGUGGAAAUAGCACGUAAACAUGAGAGAGACGUCGAGUGAUGAGGAGGGCGCAGAGAGGCGCGAAAAACGGACUAUAACGAGAAGUGGUCAAGCUGUAUGAGUCACUGUCUUGCUGGACAAGCAAAAAUGACUAGGAGAAAGAGAACAGGCAGCCUUGAGAGACGCCAGAGAAGUCAUGUUGAUCUUUUUCUCUGCCUUUGCUCUAGGAAGUUAAAUUUUGAAUUUUCAGAGUAUAGGAUCUUGAAGAGAGAGAAUAGGUGGUUUGAAGAGGCAGCAGAGAAGUCGAUGUUUUCUUUUUCUCUGGUGUCUCUUCAGGCGGCUCUGAUCUCUAACUAUUUUGGUUUUUUAAACUUUAUAUUUGAAAAUGAGAGAACAUCAACUGUCUGAAGAGACGCCAGAGAAGUCGAUUUUUUCUUUUUCUCUAGUGUCUCUUAGGGCCGCCGUUGAUCUAUCGCUUUCUAAAAUAGCCGGAAAAUCAAGGGUCGGCAUUACCGAAACUAUGAAAAACAUGGAAAAAGUUAAGUUUUCUUUAUUUUAAAGGGUUUCGUUUGCAGAUUCGUCAUCUGAUGAGGACGACAGCCUUUUUGGCUCGACUGGUCGGCCAACUUUGGGAAGAUCGAGCCGGCGAAGAGGCUCCAAUACUGGUUCUGGGUCUGGACUUUCUAGAGGUAGAUUGAUUUUUCAAUUUUGGAAUGAUCUGCAGAACUUUUCUAGAAAUCUUAUCAAAGUUUUGUGAAAGAGGGCUUUUCGAAACACUAUCUAGUACAUUAAGGAACGUUCUAGUCUUUUUUUCCGGACUGAGAACACCCUUUUUGAAAAAAAUAUUAUCCUGUUUUUCCUUUUGGUUUGAAGCAGAAGUUCAGGUAAAAAAAAAUCCAUCUAGCUUUUUUUUUAAAGUAGCAUCAAUACACAAGGUGCAGAAUAAAAAGAAAAAAGUCUACCUUCUGAAGUUUCGACGUUCUUUUUUCCUGUUCAUAACACUUGCCUCGUCCUUUUCUUUCCGUACAAUUACCACUUGGAGGAAAAAUUACCGGUUCCCUUUCUGCUAACCGCAACAAUUACCUUACCUCUCUACAAGGCCCCUGUCAUUCAACCCCCGGUUUCCCCCUUUCAACGAGAUACCUUUCACAAUCUGUCACUUUUUUUUUUUGGUAACGCCCACGUGUUAGUCAUGCCUGUUUUUGUGGUGUUAAAAUUGAUUUAGUUUGGCUGAAUAUUGUGAAGAAAAUGCGCUCUUUGGACACAUUUUGUAAACAGUUCUCACGGUUUUUCAUAAUGCAUUUAUAAACAGCUUUGAAGCAUUAGAAGGAAAUAGCUAUAUAAGGGGAGCAAAGGGCGCUCUGCUGAUAGUUUCACGAAACUUUUUUUUGAUGACAUUUUACUCUUCAAGUUUUUUGGUUUUGCUUUACACUGUUUUAUUGCAAUUAAAAUACCUUUGUUCUGAGGAAAAGCGUAUUUUUACUCCCAAAAAAUAACCAGGACUACUAUUUCACCACAUAGGCCUCUAGAAGGAAAAGGCGCAUUAAACGAAGAAAGUGCGCCCUAAUGAUAAUUUGACGAAAAUAUCCAUUUUUAUUGCUUUUUUCUGUCAAAUUACUGAUUUUUUGAUACAUUUUUUGUGCACUAUCGCAAUCAGAACACUUCUGUUUUACCACAUAAGUUCCUGAAGAAAAAUGGCUCAUCAAACGAAGAAAGUGCGCUCCACUGAGAAUUUCAGGAAAAUACUUUUUUUUUGUUUUAUUUUCACGAUUUAGCGUAUUUUUCACUCUCCCAAAGUAAUCAGCAGACCUCGAUUUCACCGCUCCAGGAGAAAAAGCUUAUAUUUCUAGAGAAGGUCGCUCGAACUGAAAUUUCGCGAAAAAAAAGCUAGAUGGUGGUGCUUUUUCCCAUUUUUUUUUUACCAAAUCGAUUUUUUGUUGUUUUCUACUACUAUUUCACAAUCAGGAGUUAUCCAUAUGAACACAUAGCCUUCAGAAAGAAGAGGCUUAAAAAAUGGGAAAAGCGCGCCCUACUGAUAACUUUACCAAAAAAUCACUUUUUGAUUGCCUUUUUUCUUGGUUUUGCGUACUUUUCACUUCUUUAGAGCACUGAGAAGACCUCUGUUUCAUUAAACGCCUCCAGAAGAGAAACGGUUAAUAAACGGAGAAAGUGCGCCCUAUUGAGAAUUUCACAAGAAUAUCCAUUUUUAUUUCUUUUUUUUCUUUCAAGUAUCUGAUUUUUGGUACCUUUUUCUACUCUUUUGGAAUCAGAAGACCUCUAUUCCAACACAAUUAGAAGACCCCUCUUCAAACUCACAAGAGGCUCUGAAAAUGGAGAAAGUGCGCCCUACUGAGAAAUUUACAAAAUAUCAACUUGUGAUGUUUUAAAAGAGAUCUUUCUUUAUUCACUAAUGAAAUAGUACAUUUUUUCUUCAAGUUCUUGGUUUUUCGUACCUUUUUGUGCUCUUUUGCAAUCAGAAGACCUCUAUCCCAACACAUAGCCUCCAGGAGGGAAAAGGCUAAAAUUGAAUUCGGUUCGGUGGUCGUCCCGAUUUCUCAUCGGGGCACACGCAGAAUCCAGGGCCCGAGAUCGCUUUAUCUGGCAACCAACCGCACUUUUCUUCUUCUUCUUCUCCUUCUUCUUCUCCCCCUUAUGCUAUUUCCCGCUGUUUUCAGAUUAUUUGCAUGCUUUCACCGGCUUUUGUCUCGUUUUUCUUGUUCCAUCACACCUUCAAGUCGUGAUUUAUCUUUGAUAAUGGGAUUUAUUAACCUAUUUGGCUUGGAUCUAUUUGAGUAAAUAUCAUCUUUGAUUGGUUUUUCCGUACUCUUCUCUAUUCUUCCGUCUCUGUUCUCCACAUAGGCUGCGAGAAGCUCAAAAUUUGAAGAAAGUGAGCCCUAUUGAGAAUUUUACGCAAGCAUCAGCUUUUGAUGGAAAACCUUCUAGGCUUGAAUUUUUUAAGUAGGAAGCUUUAAAGAAUCAAGAAUUUUCCAAAAUGAGACCCGGAUUUUCGAACUUUGCAGAAAGUGCUCAUGCCAUUGAAUUCCACACGUUUAGUGCUUCUGAUGAAAUUUGUUUCGAUUUUUACUCGAUUCAUUUCUUUUUCUUUUUUUUAUGCUACUACUGGGAGCCCUAGAGGCUCGCCAAGGACUACUUGGAGAGGACACUAAAGUGGCCACUAAACCCACCUCUAUAUUGGCCACUAUUUUACGUUUUAGUGGCUUCUUCAGUAGUUUUUCAUCCAGUAUUCCUUCCAGUAACUCUGAUAAUUUUAAAACAAACAUUUGAACCAGUUAUGUUGAUCCCAUUGACCCCUAAAGUGGCCACUAAAAUUUUUAGUGGUCUAGUAGUAGCACUUAGACCUCUAUAGUGGCCACUAAUUUUUAACCCCUUAAAUGGUCACUAAUUUGACUUCUAUAGUGGCCACUAAAACGUCAAAACCUUAUGGUGGCCACUGAAAAGUUUCCCAGUAUGUCUUGAGGCACAUCUCAAGAGUUUAUAUUACUUUUUUAACGAAAAAUUUUGUAUCAUAAAAAUCUGUGAGGCUCUUUUUUCCCCGUGCAGAUGUCCGCAAAUUCGUGUCCAACAUAUUUUUAAUGAGAUUUCGGAGUUUUUUAUGCAAUUUAUGAAGGUUUAAUUCAAGUUCUGCGGACGUGGCGGCACUUGGAAUGGCUCAAAUCGUUUUUUUCGAAGUCGUUUCAAGUCGGUUGCGCCUUGAGCCAUUCCAAAUGCGACCAUAACAUUCUAAUCAGGAAAAUUUUAAUUUUUUCGAUUUUUUUCGAAUCUUCAUUUUUCCAUUCAUUAUUGAGCUCUUAUGAGAAUGAUCUUUGAAUGUUUAGAAAAUUUUGGGAACUUUGGGUUUUUCGAUUUCGGUGAUCAAUGAAGUGUGUGAAUUACCUUUUUUGGAUCAAAAAAUAGAAAUUUUCAAGUGAAAUACGGCAAAAAUCUACAUAGAAAAGUCCUUCUGCUUCUAAAAAUCUUUCUUAAAUUUCAUCGAUUGCAGGCGACUCCAACCGUGUGCCGACGACGACGAAUGGCGUAGGCCGCAAGGAGGAAACGCCGGAGACGUCGCGCGUCCGUCAGAAUCCUGCCCCGCCGACGUCUUCCUCGACGACGACGACCAACAUCGACGGCUCUUCUACGGUUUCCAGUGACGUCGGUGGCGCCGCCGUCGAGGCGAUGCUUCGGCGCGUUCAGCAGAAUCAUGACUAUUGUGAACAGGUAGGAGAAGAAGAAGAAAGGGAAUUUGGCUCUUCAAUGGAGUUGUUGUAUUGAUGUGUUAUGAUGGAAAGUAUGAGUGUAUGAAAUUUUUGAAAAUAAAAAGGGAAAUCAGCCAAAAUGUUAGAGAUUAUACGCUCCAUUGAGAAAAUAGCUACUCUGAGAUUUUUAGGGGCUCUCAAAAAGAAAAAAAAGUAAGUUUUGUAUUUUAUUGUCAUGAUUGGUAGGAUAGGUUAAUAAAAAAUCCUUUGUGACAAAAUUAGGAAAUCUGGCCGAAUUAUCUGAGCUUACGCGCUCCAUUGAGAAAUUUAUUUUUUUUUGAACUUUUUAGAAGGUUUCUAAGGAAAAAGAGAGGGAAAUAGACUGUUCUGUGAAAAUUUUGUAUUGAUGUGUUGUGGUGGGGAGGUAUAGAAUUUUGACGGAAAUAUGAGAAUAUGUGGCCAAAAUUUUUGAGCUUACGCGCUUUAUUGAGAAGUAGAUUAUUAUAAGGUUUUUCAAAAGAGAUUUCAGAGGAAAAAAAAAAGAUAUCAGUUACAGUGUUGAAAUUAUCUGUUUUAAGAUUUUUUAGGAGGAAUUUGUAUGAAAAGUAAGCUCAAAAUUAGGCUUCUAAAAAAAUUUUUUCGGAAGGUUGUUACGUUAAAUGGCUGAACUUUCCAGUGGUUUCGCGCUCUAUUGAUAAAGUCUAUUUUUCUCUCAACUCUGGGCGUUUUUUUUUGACCAAUAUGUUACUCUUUCGAUUUUUACUGAUUAAAAGUUAUUUAGAACCGACGGGACUAUGGAGAUUACGUGCCGGCGAGGAUGCGUCCAAACGUCCAACCGACGUCGAAUGUCAAAAGACAGUCCCGACAAGACUACAGGAAUAGUCGGAUCAUUGUCACCGACGACGACGCCAUCCGUAUAUCGCCCCAUCGAGAGGUGCACAUUUUAUUCGUUUUAGAAAGACAAAAAUCGAAAAAGAUCUCCUUUUUUUCGUAACAACCCCGGAGUUAUUGUUUUUCUUGAUUUUUUAGAUGAAAAAUGAAAAAAAGGUUUUUUUGGCACCAAUCUCGGGGUUACCGUUUUCCUUUUUUCCAGGGAUAAAGGGGUAAAAAACGGGUUUUUUUUAGUGUCAACCUCGGUUCCAUUUUUCUUGAUUUUUUUCAAAGGAAGACAUGGAAAAGGCUUUUUUGAGCUUUUAAGAAGUCCACGAAGAGUAAGCAAGAUGGAAAUUCAUAGAUCAAACCAAAAAUCGAAAGAACAAAGAAUUUACAAGAAAUCCCGUAAUUUUACGGGCUUAUGUUGAAAUUUCUCAAGAAGAUGAUAGGAGAAAAGUUUUUUUUUUCAAAAUCGAUUAAAAUUCUUCCUUCUUGCAUUUUUCAGGAAAAACUUUCGUUUCACGUGAACAUUUACAAUUGAAACUAGUGCUGGAUAGUAUUUUUUUUUUCUUCCAGGAGAUCAUGACGACGAUCGAUAGCGACGUCGACUAUGACCGGGACAACGAGGCGGUCUACGUUAAUACGGAAAUCGGGUACACGAAAAAUGAAAACUCCUCCCAGGACUACCAAAACGCAGUUCUUCGUUAGUGAAUUUAGGAAAUUCCAGGAAAGAGAUUUGAUUUUUCAGCCCUCAAAAAGCCGGCCAGGGUCUCUUCGAUGAUUCAGAACGUUGUCAACGCCUUGCAGGUGUGUUUUUUUGAAUUUGGUGUCGAAAUUUGGCCUUCCUAA
This is a messenger RNA of Caenorhabditis auriculariae, 6435 nucleotides long. NCBI's taxonomy places the organism in Eukaryota, Metazoa, Nematoda, Chromadorea, Rhabditida, Rhabditidae. The record is from the annotation of a GenBank genome assembly.